AUGUUCAAUUUAAAAGAAAUGAGAAAAUACAAUACGAAGAAAAAUCGAAGUCUUCUGAUUGCACUUUUCACAUCAUUCUUCCUCGUUCAUUUUUCUGUUAAUGUCUUCAAGGUCCAUUGCUACACAGGAACAGAUUCGUUUGGCUGCCCGCAAUAUGGUGUUCCAGAGAAAUUUAUGGAGCUGUGGAAGGGAGAAAAGAAGAAUAUCCUCAAAUCAUAUACUUGUCCGCCACAUGGAAUGGAUACUAUUCUCGUGACAACAACGAGGGAGAAAACUGAUCUUCAUGAAAAGAUUUAUCAGUUUUAUACUAAAAGAGGCUUUCAAGUCCGCUUCCUAAUCGGUUCCUCCGAUUCUCCAGAAACCACCUAUCCCCAUCGCUUCAGAGAAAACUACAUCAUCGGCGAAUUUGAAGAUCGGUACGAAAAUCUUCACUUCAAAACCUUUUCCGCAUAUCAGUUCGUGUUCUUCUGCUAUCUUCAAAACGCCAAUAUCAUCUUUUUGGAUGAUGAUACAUUUUUCGAUCCUUUUGAGAAGAUUGCCUAUGCGCCGAUAACUUGUGGUCAUCAAAGAUUCAAAUCCGAAACGACCUGGAAAAAGCCAUUCGGUAAAUACCACCUCUCCAACGAAGUCUGGCCCGACGACUAUCGCUAUCCCACUUACUGUGGCGGUCCUUGUACAAUCGUUUCCGCAGCUACGGCGGAAAAACUCUACCACGUCGCCAGUGAGAUUGAACUUGCUGACUUCAAUAUGGAGGAUGUUCUCUUUACAGGAGUCUACAGGUCAUUCGCCAACAUUCCCGAGCCAGCUGAAAAUCGAAAACUCUGCCAACAUUAUUCAGGCGAUUAUAAUGCUCUUAUCAGUAAAUAUGAUUCUUACCUGAAUAUUUAA
Messenger RNA from Oikopleura dioica, 888 nucleotides. The record is from the annotation of a GenBank genome assembly. NCBI's taxonomy places the organism in Eukaryota, Metazoa, Chordata, Appendicularia, Copelata, Oikopleuridae.